This is a messenger RNA of Conger conger (European conger), 993 nucleotides long. Its product is annotated as putative gustatory receptor clone PTE01. Gene Ontology annotation, biological process: G protein-coupled receptor signaling pathway. The record is from RefSeq and is a predicted model, not a curated record. Gene Ontology annotation, molecular function: olfactory receptor activity; G protein-coupled receptor activity. NCBI's taxonomy places the organism in Eukaryota, Metazoa, Chordata, Actinopteri, Anguilliformes, Congridae. The transcript has a single exon. The coding region runs from base 1 to 993 and encodes 330 amino acids. Gene Ontology annotation, cellular component: membrane.
AUGAGAAACAGAACAAUAGAUGUUCUGGAUGCUGUUUUCACCCUGGCCAGCUUUGACAUGCUCCCGGAAAGCAAAUAUAUCACGGCCUUCAUCGGCAUCAUGAUUUACAGUUUCACACUGCUGUGCAAUCUGACCCUGCUGGUCGCCAUUGCUGCUAACAGAAGCUUGCAUCAACCCAUGUAUUUGUUCCUCUUCAACUUAUCCGUUAAUGAUCUGAUAGGUAUCAGUGGCAUAGUUCCCAGAGUUAUCUCAGACUUACUGUCUGAUGACAGACACAUCAGUUUCCCCGCAUGUGUGAUUCAGGCUCUCAGCAUACACCUUUAUGGUGGUGCCACCCUCCUCAUUUUGUCUGUCAUGGCUUUUGAUCGGUAUAUUGCCAUCUGCCACCCGUUAAGGUAUCACAGUAUCAUGACAAAGAGCACAGUCAAAAAGCUCAUUGCCUUAUCUUGGAUGUUUGAUUUCUUAUUGGUGGGAGCCCUGUUUGGACUAACACUGCGUUUCCCUUUUUGUAAAACUGUUCUCGCAAAUUUCUACUGUGACAAUGUUUCCCUCCUCAGAAUCACCUGUGCAACAGACACCAGAUUGAACAACAUCUAUGGUUUGUUCAUCACAGCCAUUUUGCAUGGCAUAGGCCUGUUUUCUGUGGUGUUUUCCUACACCUGGAUUCUCUUCACAUGCUUCAAAAACAAGGAUUCUGACUCAAAGACCAAAGCUCUGCACACCUGCGCCACUCAUUUGCUUGUUUUUCUGAUCUAUGAAUUCUCAGGCAUCAUCAUUGUUGUUGCCCUUCGAUUUCCUAACACUCCACAGAACCUACUGAAUUUGUUGCGCAUGUCCUUUGUUAUAUUUCCACCGACUCUGAACCCCAUUAUCUAUGGUGUGAAAACCAAAGAGAUCAGAAGUAAAUUGAAACAGGCCUUUGUCCACAGGACAGUUUCCAUCAUCGGAAACACUGUUUCAGGGUUACAGAAGGCCAGGACAACUGCCCAAUGA